Molecule: messenger RNA, 530 nt
Organism: Melopsittacus undulatus (budgerigar)
Lineage: Eukaryota; Metazoa; Chordata; Aves; Psittaciformes; Psittaculidae
Gene: UQCC6
Product: ubiquinol-cytochrome c reductase complex assembly factor 6
Exons: 2
Coding region: 77-280 (67 amino acids)
Biological process (GO): mitochondrial respiratory chain complex III assembly
Cellular component (GO): mitochondrion
Source: RefSeq, a predicted model, not a curated record
GGCAUGAUGUCAGUGUAGGUACGUCAUGACGUCAGGGGUAGGUGGUGGCCGGUAGCGGUGGCUGAGCCGUGUGGCCAUGCCCGCCGGCGUGCCGUGGCCCACCUACUUGAAGACGCUGACGGCCAGCCUGCUGGCCAUGUUCGCGGGUGCCGAGGUGGUGCACAGGUACUACCGGCCCGACCUUAGCAUCCCUGAAGUACCUCCUAAGCCUGGAGAACUGCAAACAGAACUGUUGGGUCUAAAAGCAAGAUCAAGCAACGUUCAGACUUCACAACAGUGAGCAGACUUUACUUACACUGUGAAAACCAGAACUGAUAAAACAUUUGUUCAGCUGCCUCAACUGCAGAAAUCCAUGUGUUAAAUAUGGUACUCUAUAAUUUUUUGUUUCCUUCCUUUAAACAGUUACAACCAGUGGUAAAGAUAAAUGUGCAGCCAAUACUGUUGUUACAAGUCAAAUCAGUUGUAUGCCAAAAUGCUUAUGAUUUCAUCUUGAUUGCAGUGUAUCCUUCAGAAUAAAAGAUGUAAACUCA